This is a messenger RNA of Dichomitus squalens LYAD-421 SS1, 1667 nucleotides long. RefSeq names its product serine-tRNA ligase. Bases 72 to 1424 code for a protein of 450 amino acids. NCBI's taxonomy places the organism in Eukaryota, Fungi, Basidiomycota, Agaricomycetes, Polyporales, Polyporaceae. Gene Ontology annotation, molecular function: tRNA binding; ATP binding; serine-tRNA ligase activity. The transcript has 7 exons. The record is from RefSeq and is a predicted model, not a curated record. Gene Ontology annotation, biological process: seryl-tRNA aminoacylation. Gene Ontology annotation, cellular component: cytosol.
GUACUACUAUCCUCGACUCACAGACACCCAUACAAACACUCAACAGACAACCCUCAACACCACCACACGACAUGACUUUGGACGUACUACACUUCAUCGACAAUAAGGGAGGGAAUGCAGAGGAGAUUCGUGAGUCGCAGAGGAGACGAGGGCUGUCGGUCGAGAUCGUAGACGAGGUUAUCCAAAUGUAUGCCGACUGGGUGAAACUCGACUUUGAGGCGAACAGCCUCGCAAAGUCGGUCAAUAGUGUGCAGAAAGAGAUAGCAGCCAAGAAGAAAGCAAAAGAGAACGCAGACGAGCUGGUCGCAAAGAAGAAGGAGAUUGACGCGCAGGUCAUCGCAAAACGGAAUGAAGCGAAAGAGCUCGAGGCGCAGAUGCGGCAGAAGGCCUCCACGGUCGGUAACAUCGUCGGGAAGGAUGUGCCUGUCAGCUUGACUGAGGACGACAACAAGACGCUCAGGACUUGGCAUCCCGAAAGCAAGGAGGUCGAGAAAAAGACGGACAUCAUGCCCCACCACGAAGUCCUUCUUCGUCUGGAUGCUAUGGACUUAGAACGAGGCGCGAAGAUCACCGGCCAUCGAGGCUACUUCCUCACCAACGACGGUAUCGACCUCAAUCAGGCGCUCAUUUCGUAUGGCCUCGACUUCCUGCGCAAGCAGGGAUACAAGAAGAUUCAGCCCCCGUUCAUGAUGAACAAGGACGUCAUGGCAAAGACCGCGCAGCUCGAUCAGUUCGACGAGGAGCUCUACAAGGUCAUCGCCGCGGAGGACGAGAAGUACCUUAUCGCGACCUCGGAGCAGCCCAUCUCGGCCUUCCACUCGGACGAAUGGUUCGACUCGCCUGAGACGCAACUCCCGAUCAAGUACGUCGGCUACUCGACGUGCUUCCGCAAGGAGGCCGGCUCGGCGGGUCGCGACAUGUGGGGUAUCUUCCGCGUGCACCAGUUCGAGAAGGUCGAGCAGUUCUGCAUCACCGAGCCGGAGAAGAGCUGGGAGGUGUUCGACCAGAUGGUUGCGAACUCGGAGGCGUUCUACCAGAGCCUCAAGAUCCCAUACCGAGUCGUCGCGAUCGUCUCGGGCGCGCUGAACCUUGCGGCGUCGCAGAAGUACGAUCUCGAGGCAUGGUUCCCCUUCCAAGGACAGUACAAGGAGCUCGUGUCGUGCUCAAAUUGCACGGACUACCAGAGUCGAAGGCUCGAGGUUCGUUGCGGCCUGAAGACCAAAGAGCAGACUCGUAAGGUCUACGUGCACAUGCUCAAUGGCACCCUCUGUGCAACCGAGCGCGCACUGUGCUGCAUCGUCGAGAACUACCAGACACCAGAAGGUCUCGUAGUACCUGAAGUUCUCCGGCCAUACAUGCAAGGCCGCGAAUUCCUGCCGUGGGUCAAGGAGCUUCCGAAGAACCUCCAGCGCAAGCAAGCAUAGAUGGUUUCUGGGGCAGGUCCUUGGGCGAUGGCUUCGCUAUCGUGCUAGAUGUUUAUUGAUCGCGUUGUAAUACGGUGUAAGGGUGCAGUAUUCCCAAUAAGUGUACGUCAAUACGCGAUGUAUCCGAAGCAGUCUCGAUCGUGUGUGUCUAGACUCUACAUACGGCGCUAAGAUGCAUAUGUUGUAGCAUAGACGACGGUGGCGGUGUCGGCGUGCCUCCCCGUCUGACAUGAUCCGCCACGA